Wyeomyia smithii (pitcher-plant mosquito) is the source of this 530-nucleotide messenger RNA. RefSeq names its product endocuticle structural glycoprotein SgAbd-2-like. Gene Ontology annotation, cellular component: chitin-based extracellular matrix. Lineage: Eukaryota; Metazoa; Arthropoda; Insecta; Diptera; Culicidae. The transcript is spliced from 2 exons. Gene Ontology annotation, molecular function: structural constituent of chitin-based larval cuticle. Bases 46 to 483 code for a protein of 145 amino acids. The record is from RefSeq and is a predicted model, not a curated record.
UUUCGAAUCGAACUAUUUCUUCUGAUCGUCAAGUGCUGCUGCGAAAUGAAACUGUUCAUCACAUUCUUCGCGCUUCUGGCCGCUGCUAUGGCUUACGAUUAUUAUCAACUGGAGCAGAAGCACGUCCCAAUUCUUCACAGUGAGUCGUACCAAGGUCAGGAUGGCAGCUUCAAGCACAGCUACGAGUCGGGCAAUGGCAUUUUGGUCCAGGAGCAGGGCUACGUAAAGAACGCUGGAGCGGGAAAGGAUCACGAGAGCAAUGUCGUACAAGGAUCGUACUCAUACGUUGACCCUAACGGUGCUCCGAUAUCGGUGAAAUAUUUCGCUGAUGAAAAUGGUUUUCACGCCGAAGGAGCUCAUCUCCCCACACCACCUCCGGUUCCGAAGGCACUUGUGGAAGCGUACGCCAAAGCUGCAAGCUACGGGGGCAGCCAUGGAAACGAGUUCCACUACAGUAAACCGGAGGCAUACAACUACUAUUAGGCACAAGUCAGAGGGGGUCCAAAGUCCUUAGUUAGAAAGUAGCUUAA